GUCUGUCUGAGCUCUUCCUCUUUCUUUGCUGCUACCAGGCAGAUAAGUACUCUCCAGCUCUGUGGCAUUGCUCAGGGUCUGGUAUAUUUGUAUUUUUAUGUGCUUGGAUUAUCGGUUCGUUCGGUUUCUUUAUUAGAUUCUGAUUAGACUCUUAUCGUAGAUACAUAUUUCUCUCCUGUAUAUAUAUAUAUUUAUUUAUCUAGGGUACGUAUAUAUAUGUAUAUGUUUUUUCGUUCAGGUACUUCUGUGGCCGUUCUGCCUAGGGGUUUGUCCUUAUAACAGUUUUUGCGGCUUCCCCGCUUUCCCCCCGUGUGAUCCGUUUCUCUGCCCUGUCAUCCUUGUCCCUCGUUACCUCAGACUGCGCCGCCAUUGCGCGCGCUUUCUGCUUCUUCUUCCUCUCCUUCUCGCCCGAAGUCUCGCGAGUUCGAGAUUUCGCGCGCGUUUUUUCGCAUAUUUUCGCAUAUUUUCGCAUUUUCGCAUUUUUUCGCAUUCGGCUGCUACUGACGGCGAGAUCUCGCGAGAUUUCGCCGUCCCUGUGCGUUUCCCCGCUCUGCACACACCGGACAUCCCGCUCUGCACAGCGCAUCUCCUGGCGGUCUUUUUCCACUGCUCUUGAGCCUUGUAAGUUCUGUUUUAUUCCAUUUCGUCUACCCACUAGCUGGCUAUGAUUCCUGGCUUCAUUAUCCCCUUUUCUCUUUUUCUCCUCUAGUGCUAUUUUUGCUGCUCCGGUCGGGGUGACUAACCCCUGCCUUUUGCUACUUCACCAUGUCUGUCAGAAAGAAUUCCGUUGCCUCUGUGGCCCCUAGUGAAGCCCCCCAAGUAGAUCAGGGUUCCCCUGCGCAGGAUAGGAGGUCCGAGGUGAUCCACCCGGACGACCAUGAGGUGGCACUGCAAAGAUCCAUAUCUAAUGCCAUUAUAACCGCCAUGGGUUCGAUGUCAUCUGCAUUGACCCAGUCUAUAUCUCAGGCCCUUAUGGCGCGCCCUGCUACUACUACCCAGGUUUUGGUCCCACCUCCAGGACCACCUCCUAUUGUCUCCAGAACACCUCAGAUUGAUGGGCCAUCCCCAUCCCAAGACAACGCGCUUCAGUCGCGUAAACGAGCUUGUACCCGCCAGGCAGAAAAAACGCGGGCAUGGAAGACUGCCAGGUCUCUACCUGAGCCUAGGUCAGACUCUGAUAGGGAGUCAGAGGAGGAGACUCAUGACAACGUCUAUGAAUUGACGGAUGAGGUGGAGGACGAUUUGGCGGAUAUUGCUGUGGAUCCGGUUCGUAAUCUAGACCCGGAAGCCCCGUUACUACAACAGGGAUCAGCAGAGGAUCUCUUAUUGGAUCCGUCUGGGGAACCGCUGUUUAACCCCGAGGAGCUGCAUCAUCCCCGCUCCGCGGAAUGGAUGCCCGCCACACAUGUGGCGCAGUAUAUGGAGGCUCGCAUACGCAAUCCGCUUAGUAAGGAAUCGCGUAAUAAGUUGCGGGCGGAGUGCCCUCGUCCUUUAAUACCACACAAAGUGUGCGAGACGCCAUCAGUGGAUCCAAAGAUGGUCCAGUUUCUGGCGAAGACGGGGUUUAACCCCCGUAAAGGGCUAGACGCGGCCUUGAAGGCUGUCCAAGACAAGCUACUGGACAUUACAGGUCCUUUAGCAAAGAUUUUCGAUUUGGCUGAGUCCGCUAUCGCGGCAGGUAGCCAGGUAGACCCUAUAGAAUUGAGAGGUUGGGCCCAGCGAGCCAUAUGCGUAGCGGGUAAUACCAAUACCUCGCUCGCCAUUGAAAGGCGGAAGGCAAUACUAAUUAAGAUCGAGCCAAAGCUCUCGAACUUAGCAUUGACUGAAGCGGGCAAGGACGCCCAGGGGUUGCUCUUUGGCGACUCUUUUAUUAAAGAGCUAGGGAAAUAUGUAGGAGCUUUUACGGCUCUUGAUAAAGCCCAGACUUCGAUGCGUCGAGUCUUUCAAGGGCGUUUUUCCAACAGGGCCGGCAGUGCUAGGGGCCGACUGUCCGGCCGUUCCAACUUUCAUGCCAGAGGUUCCGGCAGAGGCUCCUUUAAUUAUAGAGCAUCCCUCCAGGAUCAGAGACAUCAGCCGUCCUUUUUUCCCUCACGAGGCGCUCCCUUCAGGUCACGAGGUUUCCGAGGGAAUCCAGGCUCCCGUCGACCAUUCGGUAAGUUAUGUUCUUCGUCCCCCUCCUUUUUUAGACCAUUUAGUCGGGGGCAGACUCCGAUUCUUUUCUCAUGUGUGGUCAGGCAUAACCUCAGACCAAUGGGUCCUUUCUACUGUGCAGGGGUUCACAAUAGAUCUGAUUGCCGAUCCGAGCUCCAUCCCAGCCCCCCCUACGGUACCACUGUCCUAUGCGGCACGGUCCCAAUUUCAGAGGGAAUUGUCGGAUCUUCUGCAGAAAGGCGCGAUCGAACGCGCACCGGAGAAUCGUGGGGGUGUCAUCAGCAGUAUUUUCCUGGUGCAAAAGAACAAUUUUGUACAAUACCGACAUUUCAAGAUGGAGGGCAUCCAUCUUUUGAGGGAUCUGCUCCUUCCAGGCGAUUGGUUGGCCAAGAUAGAUCUCCAAGACGCCUAUCUCACGGUCCCAGUGUCCCCCUCUUCAAGAGACCUGCUGCGGUUCCUGUGGAACGGUCAGGCCUGGCGCUUCACCUGCCUUCCGUUCGGCCUGUCCUCCGCCCCCUGGUGCUUUACCAAGAUCAUGCGCCCAGUGGUGGCUUGGCUUCGCAGCAGAGGUGUUCGUCUGAUCGUCUACCUGGACGAUAUCUUGAUCAUGGCCCAAUCACGGGCUCUCUUGUUGAGACACCUCCACUUGACGGUGACGCUCGUUUCCGACUUGGGGUUCAUUGUCAACCAGGAGAAAUCCUGUUUGACCCCCUCCAGAUCCAUAGAGUUCUUGGGUUUCCAGGUGAACUCGGAAGAAUUAUCCCUCAGUCUUCCACUCUCGAAAGUCAAGGCUAUCCGCAAGGAGUUGAAGCAUGCUCUACGCCUACCUCAGAUGUCGUUGCGGCAUUUGGCAAGGAUAAUCGGACUUCUGGCCUCCUCAAUACAGGCCAUUUUCCCAGCCCCCCUCCAUUAUCGUGCGUUGCAGCGCCUCAAAAUUGCUCACCUUCGGUCGGGGGCCUCUUACGCAGAUUUGGUCUCAUUAGAUGCCGAGACGACGGACGAGAUGAGAUGGUGGAUCCACAACCUGUCAGUGUGGAAUGGCAGAGCGAUCGUGGGUCCCCAACCGGAUCUGAUCAUAGAAUCCGAUGCGAGCCUGCACGGAUGGGGAGCACAUUGCAGUGGUGUGUCCACGGGCGGUCCAUGGUCUCCAGAAGAAUCCCAUCUUCACAUCAACGCCCUGGAACUCCUAGCAGGGUCGUUUGCCAUUCGCAGUUUUGCCAAUGGUGUGGUCAGCUCAGCCAUCAGGCUCCGCAUGGACAAUAUAUCUGCGGUCAGGUACGUCAAUUGUAUGGGUGGCACACGGUCGGUGGUUCUGACCCAUUUGGCGAAGGAUUUUUGGGAAUUCUGUCUCGACAGGAACAUCUCUGUGGUGGCCGAGUACCUUCCAGGCCUUCACAACACUCUGGCGGACUGGAGUUCUCGCUACAUAUCGGACUCCAGCGACUGGAAGUUAGACGAGACGGUUUUUUCUGCUAUUUCUUCUCUGUGGGGUCCCUUUGCAGUCGACCUCUUCGCUUCCCGUUUGAAUACCCAACUGCCCAGGUUUUUCAGCUGGAGGCCGGAUCCCUUGGCGGAGGCAGUGGACGCUCUGCUUCAACAUUGGGGAGGAGCGUUGAUGUACGCAUUCCCUCCCUUCGCGCUCAUUCCACGAGUGCUCCUUCAGGUUCGUCAGCAGUUGGCGAACCUGGUUCUGAUUGUUCCGUUUUGGAGGAACCCAGUCCUGGUUCCCUCAGAUCCUGGAACUUCUAG
This is a messenger RNA of Bufo gargarizans (Asiatic toad), 3900 nucleotides long. RefSeq lists its product as uncharacterized. The record is from RefSeq and is a predicted model, not a curated record. The transcript is spliced from 2 exons. The coding region runs from base 766 to 3900 and encodes 1044 amino acids. Lineage: Eukaryota; Metazoa; Chordata; Amphibia; Anura; Bufonidae.